CUUGGAUCUACGCGCAAGCGCGCAUUUGAAAACUUGUACAGAGUCCUAAACACAGCGACGCUUUUGAACAGUGUUUUUUUUACAAUAAAAUAGGUACUAUUAAACAAUUAAAUUGAACAUAUAGUGAUGAAGUAAAUAUCGUAUACUAAGUAAAUAAAAAAUGAAUGACAUUUUGUGACAGUUUUGUUAUUUGAAAAUUGCGAUUUAAGUGUUUUUUCUUUUUGUAUCGAUUUAAUUAUGGUAUUUUUCACGUAAUUAUUAAACUAACAUUAAAAUGGAUGAUGCUAGCAAAUCUUCAGAAGAUGACAGUACUUUCGAUGAAGAACAACUAUUGGCAGCCCUUGACGGAAAAACAAGAAAAUCAAUUAAACCUGGAGAUGCGUUUAAGGAUAACAGGCUGGUGGUGGACGUGCGACAGUCAAUGAUUCACAGAGCUUUGGCAAAAAAAAACGAUGCCGGUUCAAAAGAUGUCGACGACGAACCGCAUAAAGGCGCUGAAGACGACGCUCCUAAAACGCCCAUUGAAGAUGCAAACGGCACACAAAAAGAUCAAAACCAGCAAAAAUUCCACAGCACACCGAUGCCACUGCACGGAUUUCAACGAUUCUCCAUGGAAAUAUCCGACAUCGACUGCGAUUCCAGCGGCUUAUGCCGGGUGACGCAGAAAAACACCAGGCAAAACACCAGAAAUAAAUACGUCAACACUGAAACAAACAAGGUUAAGGAUAAAGAAACAAUAACUGUUAAUGAAGAUGUUGGAAAAAAGGAUGCAUCGACUACAGUUAAUGAAGAUGUUAGAAAAAAGGACGCUUCAACUAAUGCAGGUGCAGCAGGGAAAAGUAUGUGUACUAGAAGUAAAAACAAGUCUUCAAUGCAAAAAUCCAUAGGCACGUCGCCAAUAUCCCAGCGGAAUAAAUCAACGCAAGGCGAAAGCGUUAUAACCAUCAAUUCAACAGGCAAUACUUUACCAGACCUUUCAAAUAUAACAUUACGCAGUAAAAAUAUUCCUGAUACUUCAUAUUAUCUUAGAAACAGAAAGCAAACAAAUCCAACCCAAUGCAUCAGUACACUUUCUAAACCUACAAAACAUAACACUCCACCCAAAAAAUCUCUAGUUAUCCCUUUAUGUCAAUCAAUUGAUGUAAAAAACGCACUUCACCGAGAUCCAACACAAUGCAUCAGUACACUUUCUAAACAUACAAAACAUAACAGUACACCCACAAAAUCUCAGGUUAUCCCUUUAUGUCAUUCAAGUGUAAAAAAAAACACACUACACCGACAAGUCUUGAAAAAAACUUUCUCUUUAAAGAAAAAACGGGUCAAAAAUAAUAAAACAGUUGAGAAAGAUGACUGGCCUUUUAAUGAAACAGGUUUUCACAAACUGGACAGCCCCGGUCAUCCACACCACACUUCAAUAAAAAAAAUCCAAACCACGGCGAAGAAAAAACAACGUGCCAACCACACGAUGGUGGCGCCUGAUGAUUUAAGCGUAUGUUCCAGUAGUAAAAGCGACGUCUUGGAGGAUAUCUUUGCCAGUUCAAGCAAGUUGUUUAAGUCCACUGAUAAUAACGCCAUUCCGGAUUUUUCCAUCUACGAAAACGAUUUUAUACCGACCAACGUAAAUGAACCUUGGAGGUUCGAAUGUACACCGUCGAAAACCAAGGAGGGAAACAGUGUUAACUUGAAUUUUUUGAAUUACAGAACAUCUAAUAUUUUUAAAGAAUCCGAGAAGGUUGUUUUAAACGAAAGCGUUAUCAAAAAUGCAAGCAAAAAGGUUAAAACGAAGAUGAAUAAAAGGCGGAGAAAAACUGUUUAUGGUAAGGUAAGACCCAGAAAGAAGACCAACAAUAGUUUAUUGAAAACCCUCGAAAAAUCAAGGGAAACCAAAUCAAUAGCUGAGAGUCCCAUAAUGGCAACUCAAGAAUCUCCAUUACUUAACAAAAAACGCCUCAACAAUACAAAAUCUCAACUCAACAUUCCCGAUAUUCCCGAAACACCUUACGUUGCCACACAAGAGAAAGAUUUUACAUGUUUAAAAAGAAAAUACGCAUCACAGGAAAAUACCUCACCUCAAAAGAAAAACAAGACCAUCCAACCUUCCCCUUUACAAGAACUUCCAGAAAGUCCAGUAUCCACGCCAAAAUCAAACCAAAAUGAAAACUUAGGAUUGAGCCCAAAAAUAAAUCCAAGAACUAAAAAACUAUCCAGGUGCAAUUUAAUGAAGUCCUUUUCGCAAUUCAACAAUAAUGAAAGUGAACGCCAAAAUCAAACAGAACAUAUAGAAAGCGAUUCAGAAGUGGAAUCCAGCCGAAAAUCCAUGGAAAAAAACAAGCAAGCUUUAAAGACCUAUAAGAAAACUGAAGCUUCAAAAUCUCCAAGGUUGCAAAGCCCCCAAAGACUGCAAAGCACUUCAAGAGUGGACAGUCCUGUAAGAGUACAAAGUAAUCUGAAAGUGCAUAGUCCUACGAAGGCACCAAGUUCAAUACGCGUUCUAAGCAACUUAAAUUUACAAAGUACUUCAAGAUUAAAAUUUCAAAAAGUACACAGUCAUUUGGAAGUGUGUAGCCCUACAAAAGUAGGAAGUACUCCAAGAGUGGACAGUUCCUUAAUAGUACAAAGUACUUCAAGAGCACACAGUCCUAUAAAAGUAAGGAGUACUCCAAGAGUGGACAGUCCCUCAAGAGUACAAAGUACUUCAAGAGCACAGAGUCCUAAAAAAGUAAGAAGUACUUCAAGAGUGGACAGUCCCUCAAGAGUACACAGUCCUUUGGGAGCACAUUGUACUAAGAAAGUAAGAAGUACUCCAAGAGUGGAAAGUCCCUCAAGAGUACAAAGUACUUCAAGAGCACACAGUCCUAAAAAAGUAAAGAGUACUCCAAGAGUGGACAGUCCCUCAAGAGUACACAGUCCGUUGGGAGUACAUUGUCCUAAGAAAGUAAGAAGUACUCCAAGAGGGGAAAGUCCCUCAAGAGAACAAAGUCCUAUGAAAAGUCAACAUAUUUUGGAAUUACCAAGUCCUAUAAAAGUGCAAAGCCCUCCAAGAGUGAAAAGCCCUGCAAAAGUGCGAAGCCUGCCUAAAGUGCUAAGUCCGCAAAAGCGUAAAUCCAGUCCAAAAAAAGUUGAGGAUGACGUGGUUUACAAGAAACCGGAAGUUCCGCCUCCUAAAAAAACAGGCAGAAAACCCAAAAAUGAUACUGUUUCAUCAUCCACAGUUUCGUCAACAUUGGGUUCUACCAUAUCCAGUUCAGGAGUCAGAAAAUCUACAAGAGAAAGACGAGCUGCAGUCAAUCCUUUCAUGUGUGUUUAUUAUGUAGGCACUCAAGAAGGUGAAAAAACUAAAGCAAAGAAGGCUAAGGAAAAAAAAGUAGCUGCAGAACCAAAUAAAAUUACAAAAACGCCAAAAAAAAGAGGGUCAAAGAAAAAGGUUCCUACCUCAGAACAAACCACUCAAAAUAUAAAUGAGGAGGAAAAUAUGAUUACUUCAAAUCAAAAUUACCUAGCAAAUUCUCCUCUGCGGGAUGACGGAAUGGAACCCGAUUCCCGAAUGAGUGUAAAAGGUUCGUCGUUUAAAACGAAAACAAGUUUUAGUCCGUCAAAGGCCAAACGCCUAACGAAUAGCCAAAAAAAGAGGAAGUCAAAAUUGGUGCCAAAUGACGAAAGUGCAAAAACACAUACAGAAGAAUCUACAUGUUCAAACAGCAGUCAAAAAUCAUUGUUUUCUGAACUUAUUACCAUUAAUAAUACAUCUUUUAGGUAUAUAAAUCAAUCAAAAAAUGUUGAAGCGAAAAAUAUGACAAACGGUUUAAGCAUAACUGAAGUUCUAACCAAUCCAGUGGCCAAUGGGGUUAUGGGCUUUAUUAACCUUGAACCCAACGCGUGGAAAAGCCCUAAAAUAUGCAAAAAAUAUGUUUUGUGGUUAUUUGUACUAAACGGUGAUGGAGAAGUUACCAUACAAAACCAAAAGUCCAAAAUAGAAGAGUAUACCAUGUUCACAGUACCUCUAGGUUGCUCAUAUUCGCUAAAAAAUCUUAGUAAUAUUACACAGCUGAAAUUAUUAUUUGUCAAGCAAAGGGACACCUCUGCCAGAAAAAACUAAACUGUAUUGUACUGUAUAACAUGUAGAUAAAUAUAUUUUUAUAAUUUUUUAUAAUAUAUAACUUAAAUUAUUCUUUCUUAUUUUGCAAAUUUUCUAACUGGUACAAAAUUAUUGUUGUGUAUGAUAUUUCACUGUUAUUAUAGUAAUUGUGUGUUAAUGUUAUUUAAAUAAAAUUAAUAUUUUAAUUUUUAA
Brassicogethes aeneus is the source of this 4288-nucleotide messenger RNA. The record is from the annotation of a GenBank genome assembly. Lineage: Eukaryota; Metazoa; Arthropoda; Insecta; Coleoptera; Nitidulidae.